UCAAUGCAUCCUACAAGUUUGGCAAAUCAGAUUGCUUAUAAUUAAUUCAAAAGUUUUUCAAUCUCAUUCACAUCAACAGAGUAGUAAAGAAAAGAGAUUUUUGUUAAAUUAAAUCAAAAUGGAUGAAGAUAAUAAAAUUGAAUGUGAGAAGCCUCCUCUCAACAAGUAUGCCCUGGCUUGCGCCCUUUUAGCUUCCACCAACUCCAUCCUCUUGGGCUAUGAUAUUGGAGUGAUGAGUGGAGCUGUGUUAUUCAUAAAAGAUAAUAUGAAUAUUUCAUCUUCUGAAGUGGAAAUAUUGGUUGGAUCAUUGAAUGUUUGUUCUCUAAUUGGAGCUCUUGCUUCUGGAAAGACUUCAGAUUUGAUUGGUAGAAGAUACACAAUUAUCUUAUCAGCAGCAACAUUCUUAAUAGGUUCACUUUUGAUGGGCUUUGCUCCUUCCUACCCAUUCCUUAUGGCUGGAAGGGUUGUUGCUGGAAUCGGUGUUGGUUAUUCUCUCAUGAUUGCUCCUGUCUAUACUGCCGAGGUAUCGCCUGCUAUGACUCGUGGUUUGCUUACAUCACUCCCUGAAAUCUUCAUCACUGUUGGUAUUUUACUUGGCUAUAUUUUCAAUUAUGCAUUAGCUGGUUUACCACAUCACAUCAACUGGAGGUUAAUGCUUGGUCUAGCUGCUCUUCCAGCUAUAGCCAUUGCCUAUGGAGUUUUUCAAAUGCCUGAAUCACCGCGUUGGCUUAUUAUGAAAGGUAAUAUAGAAGAAGCCAAAAGAGUGCUUCGUAAAACUUCAGAUAAUGAUGAUGAAGCUGAUAUGAGAUUGGAAGAAAUAAUUAAUGCUGCUGGAACAACUACUAAUUGGAAAGGUCAGGGGGUUUGGAAACAACUCUUAAGACCAACUAAGCCACUUCGCCGUAUUCUUCUAGCUGCUAUUGGUAUUAAUUUCUUCAUGCAAGCCUCUGGUAAUGAUGCAGUCGUAUACUACACGCCAUCAGUGUUCAAUGCUGCAGGAAUUCACAACCGUAAAGGACUAAUAGCUGUGACAAUCAUAAUGGGAAUGGCAAAGACGUUUUUUUGCAUAGUAUCAGCACUUUUCUUGGAUAAUUUCGGAAGGAGGCCUAUGUUGUUGUUGGGUACAAUAGGAAUGGCUGUUUCUCUAGCUGGUCUUGGGUUAGGCUCAAUGUAUCUAAACAAUGUUGAUUAUAAGCCAUCAUGGGCUAUCGCGUUGUGUGUUGUUGCAGUAUGUGCUGAUGUUUCAUUCUUCUCAAUAGGACUUGGUCCAAUAACAUGGGUAUAUUCUUCAGAAAUAUUUCCGAUUAGGUUAAGGGCACAAGGUACGAGCUUGGCGGUUUCAGUGAAUCGACUGGUGAGUGGUGCGGUUGCAAUGACAUUUCUAACUAUAUCCAACAAGAUAACAUUUGCAGGAACCUUCUUUCUACUCUGUGGAGUUAUGAUAGUAGCAACUAUUUUUUUCUACUUUUUCUUGCCUGAAACUAAGGGCAAGAGCCUAGAAGAAAUUAUGGCAAUCUUUGAAGACAAAAAGGAGGAAACGAUUGAAAGAUAGAUUUAAACAUGUUUGAUUUUGAGAUGUUUGCUUUAGAUGCAUCUACAUUUUCUCACUAUAUUGAAAGCACUCUUUCUAUCUCAUACAAGUCAAAAGUAUGGUCUGUUACCAUUUCUGUGUCGGUAAUUUAGUAUGUUGUUGUAAUCCAUCAUGGACAAAAAAAAAUGCAUUAUUGUUUUCAUAAUAGUGUUGUAAUUUUCUUUAAUGCUAACGUCGUAAAACACCACCAUAUUCUACUCUUCAUAUUGAUCCAAAUAAAUCGGAUUCGGAGGGGGGCGGGGGCGCCUAAGGUUCCAUCAUAGGAAUCAAUCCUCAUGAUUCUUUAUGUUAA
Solanum lycopersicum (tomato) is the source of this 1883-nucleotide messenger RNA. RefSeq names its product polyol transporter 5-like. NCBI's taxonomy places the organism in Eukaryota, Viridiplantae, Streptophyta, Magnoliopsida, Solanales, Solanaceae. Gene Ontology annotation, biological process: transmembrane transport. Gene Ontology annotation, molecular function: carbohydrate transmembrane transporter activity. The record is from RefSeq and is a predicted model, not a curated record. Gene Ontology annotation, cellular component: membrane.